GCCCGGCAGCAGGAGCGGCUCUGCGGCACCCCGGGCGUGCCCUAGGCGAGCCCGCCCCGCGGUAUUUGGGGUGUGUGUUUCGAUGCUUGGUGUUUUGCUUCGGUUUGUUUCCUCUAUGUAGGAAUGCUUUCCGGAUGUGGCAAUGGGACAGCUGGCAGCUGGUUGGAAAAUAACCUGCUGAGGUGCUGCCAGGGAACAGCUCUGCCGUGCAAGAAUUUCCCCUGCGGCGCUUCCUGCCCGCUCCCGGCUGUUGGCGGCAGUUUGGCUGUGCCAGCCCCGGGCCAGCGGCUGCUGCUGCUGGGGAAGCCUGUCCCACCUUAGGGAACGGCACCACACAGGUCCCUGCACGGGGUCGCAGCGUGGCGCCCAAAGAUGCCGAAGUCUGUAGGUUUUCACUCCGAAGCAUUCCGUGAACGGGGACCUGCACGAAGGAGAAGGAGGAGGCGCAUGCAAAAGAUUCAGCUGAGUUCGGUUUUCCCAGCUUCUCUGUUACCUUCUGGAGCGUGUCUUGCAGUUACCUCUGAGCACAGCAGCCGCAGGACAGGGAUUGAAUUAUCCAUCAGCAAGUGCUCCUAAUAAAGCCAAAGUCAAUAACUCCACUGUAACUCCACUAUUUUGAGACUCUAUAUAAUUAUGGAUUAUUUGAAACUCCAAAGAAUUUACACAGAAGAGUGACUUAAAAAUAGGAUGCAUUCUACUUAGGAAGAUGGCAUUUGUUUCAAACAGCCCUACAUUGCAAACAGUGAGCAUUGGAUCCUAGGUGUACUUUUGGAAAAAGGCUCACUAGAGGCUGGAAAUCCCUCUCAGCCGAAGCUGAGAACCAGGAAGAGAACAGUCAUUGGAAACUUGAGUAGGAGACAAGCUGAAACAUAAGAGAGUGCACAUCCUAGAAGUGAUAAUCAUCUAUUGAAGAUUGUGUCAAAAUGGAUCGUGAGUAUAUGGGGAAGGUCAACUCUUACGGUCAAAAAAAGAAAUAUACAGUGGUUUAUGACCCCGUCGCCAAAACGGGCCCACCUCAUGAUCCUGAGUUCACAGUUGUUGUGAUAAUAAAAGGUGAGAAAUAUGGUAGUGGCACUGGUAAAAGUAUAAAAGCAGCAAAAGAAGUAGCAGCAAAAAAAGCAUGGGAAAGGAUUGAGGAAGAGGAGAAGAGUUCAUCAAAUAUGGCAGCUGCAGAUUUAACAACAGGUCAAACAACCUCAACAACCUCAUCACCUGCACCAGACAAGAAUUAUGUCUGCCUGUUAAAUAGUAUUUCACAAAGGACGGGUUACACAGUUAGUUAUACUACCCAAAAUCGUACUGGAGAUGCCCAUGCUCCCACGUAUUCUGUUAGCUGUACAAUUAGAGGUCAAUUGUAUGGAAAGGGCACUGGACCUUCCAAAGCUGCUGCAAAAAAAGCUGCUGCAAAGGAAGCAUAUGAGAAGUGGGAACUUGAAAGAGCUAAUAACAGCAAUUCCUCUCAAGUGUCAGCUGAGUCUGACUCAGAUAAAAUCACCAUUUGCUUUGCUGACUCAUCUGCAAAGUUGGAAGAAAAAAUGAAGGACAUGACAAUAUGUGAAAAGCCUUCACCUUCUCAGAGAAAUGCACAAAGGUCUGUCUUGGAGACCAAAAGAAAAUUGGCAGCUAAUUUUGCUAAUGUAAGAACCAAGGAAGAGGAAAAAAAUAUGUCAGAUUCCAGUGAAGGUUUGCCAGAUGUGGACACAAAUACUGGAAAAGAGAAUGGGAGUCCACACACUGUCAAUAAAACAUUUCUUCAACUUUUUGAAAAUAUACAGCAUAUUGGUGCAGGUGGUUUUGGGAAUGUUUUCAAGGCAACAUCGAAGUGUGAUAAGACAACUUAUGCAAUCAAACGAGUUGAAUUCACAGAGAAAGUGGAGCGUGAAGCACGAGGACUGGCAAGACUUUCACAUGAGAACAUAGUGCGCUAUCAUUGCAGCUGGAGUGGGUACGACCGUAUCGAGGGCUCAGGCUCAAGAUGGUAUUCAGACCCAGAAAUUCUCUGUCUUUUCAUCCAAAUGGAAUUCUGUGAACAAGGGACAUUGCAAGACUGGGUUAUAAAAAAUAGUGAAGACCGAAAGUAUCAUGAAAUGGCACAAGACAAAUUUUUACAAAUAGCGAAAGGAGUGCAGUGUAUUCAUUCUAAAGAGUUAAUUCAUCGAGACCUCAAGCCUCAGAAUGUAUUCAUAUCACAUGAUAAUAAAAUAAAAAUAGGCGACUUUGGUCUUGUGACUUCUGUGGCAUUUGAGACUCUGACUGAGAACAGAGGAACAAGAUCGUAUAUGGCACCAGAACAGAUUGGGACCAAAUAUGGAAAGGAAGUAGAUAUUUAUGCUUUGGGAUUAAUUUGGUUUGAAAUUCUUUCAGCAAUCACUGCUCAUGAAAAAAGUGAGAUAUGGUCUUCUAUUAGAGCAGGUGAACUUCCAGAGUACUUCAAAAAUCAAUUUCCAGCAGAGGCAUCCAUAAUCAAAAAGAUGCUUUCAACAGACCCUUCUGGAAGAAUCACUAUAUCUCAUCUACUUGACCUUCUUAAUUAUGUUGAUAAAGAGAAGGCACUUAGAAAUUAUUCUUAUUGAAUGUCCCUUCACACUG
This is a messenger RNA of Melospiza melodia melodia, 2589 nucleotides long. It is a transcript of the gene EIF2AK2, whose product is annotated as eukaryotic translation initiation factor 2 alpha kinase 2. The record is from RefSeq and is a predicted model, not a curated record. Bases 924 to 2573 code for a protein of 549 amino acids. Gene Ontology annotation, molecular function: ATP binding; eukaryotic translation initiation factor 2alpha kinase activity. Gene Ontology annotation, cellular component: cytoplasm; nucleus. The transcript is spliced from 18 exons. Lineage: Eukaryota; Metazoa; Chordata; Aves; Passeriformes; Passerellidae. Gene Ontology annotation, biological process: protein phosphorylation.